AUGAAGAGGGAGAUAGAAGUGAUCGAGCGCGUUCGGUCAAGGAUAUCAGAGGAAGGUCGCUUUCACAAGGCUCUGCUAGAUUACAAGAACUUGUACAAUGCAUGUCUAAUCAGCGAGCUUGAGUACUCCGAAGGAAGGAGGAGGAAGAAGAAAAAGAGAGGCAAAUGGGGAGGGAGAGAGAUGACGGACGCGACGAGGAGGCGGCUUCAGUCGUGGGCCCCUCAGAAGAAGACUGGUUCCUCGCGGCCAAAGACGAAGACGCCGCGCCAGGCCGAGGGUGCAUCGGCACAAGAGGGUACGCCAGCCGAUCGGCUGCGGGAGGAAAAGGGUGGCUGA
Molecule: messenger RNA, 336 nt
Organism: Prunus armeniaca (apricot)
Lineage: Eukaryota; Viridiplantae; Streptophyta; Magnoliopsida; Rosales; Rosaceae
Source: the annotation of a GenBank genome assembly